AUGAUGAGUGAUGGAGACAAUGGGCUGCGAGACCUCGGCGUUAAUAUACUUGACCAAAGUCUCCUCGAACAAAAGAUUGAAACCAAUGCUGAGUCACUCAUCACACAGCAAUUAGUUGAUCAGGAACAUAAUCGAUUAGAAAGAGUGGAGAAUGCCUUGGAGAAGUGUAGAAGUAAGAGAAAUCAUGUUAGGAGAAAACUAGAUAAUGCAUCUAGAAUAUCUGUGAAGCAAAGACUGCGGCAACAAAUUGAAGAAAUAGAGGAAUUGGAACUGCCCCCGUUGCUUAAAGAUAUCAGGGAUAUUAAAGAAAGGCUGAAAAAUCUGAAAACGGCGAAGAACCCAAAUCAAAAAGGCGGCGAUAAUCAAGGAAAAAGGCCUGAUGAGUCUCAGAAGGAGUUUUUGAUAAGAACAGGUCACAUUACAGCUUUUGGUUCAAAAACUGAAUUUGUUCUAGAGAAGCCAAAUGGCAUUACAGAAAAUGAAGCUUUGGAGGCCAAGGAAGAAGCGGAUCAGAACAUGGAGAUGGCUAACGAACAAAUGAUAGAAAACAUGAGUGGCGAAUCAACGAAUGACGAUUAUGAUUAUGAUGAUGAUGACUAUGCUAGUGAUGACCAGAAUGAUCAUGACGCAAAUGACAAUAUCGGCAACGUUUCAGCGAAUGAAGCGCCAUGUAUAUUAAAGCCAGGUGUGGUGAAGGAUGAUGGUGAUGAGGCUUCGUAUCAAAAAAGGCUCCGAAAAUGGGUAGAUCAACGUUCUCAGGUUGGUAAAGGUAUUUCUCAGGAAUGUCUGCCUGAAUGGCGGAAAGCUCAUCCAGAUAUUCCGGAUGCAAAAUUGAACGAUGAUUUCAAAAUACCCGGUGAGAUAUUCUCCUUGUUGUUUGAUUAUCAAAAGACCUGCGUGCAGUGGUUAUAUGAAUUGUAUCAACAAAAGAGCGGGGGAAUCAUCGGAGAUGAGAUGGGCCUGGGUAAAACAAUUCAAAUUAUAGCAUUUUUAGCUGGACUUCAUCAUUCUGGUCUUUUAAAUGGUCCCGUAAUAAUCGUAUGUCCAGCAACUGUUAUGAAACAGUGGUGCAACGAAUUCCAUCACUGGUGGCCACCGCUUCGCGUUGUAAUUUUGCAUGCCAUCGGUUCCGGUUUUGCAAAUAAGAAAACUAUCAAUGAGGAUGAACUGGAAGGGUUAAUUAUGUCAUCAGAUCCUACAAAGUUUUCGUACGAUGAUUUUGCAAAUUCAGCAAAGACUAAAUCGCAAAUGGAAAGUAAUGAUAAAAUACUUUCUCUAAUAGAUAUGGUCAUACAAAAAGGACAUGUAAUAGUAACUACCUAUGUUGGUCUGCGUAUUCACAGUGACAAGCUUUUGGCUAUCAAUUGGGCUUACGCAGUCCUAGACGAAGGACAUAAGAUCAGGAAUCCGGACGCUGAUAUUUCUUUGACGUGUAAAAAAUUGAAAACGCACAAUAGAAUCAUUCUUUCAGGCACGCCCAUUCAAAAUAAUCUCAAUGAGUUGUGGUCCUUAUUUGAUUUCAUCUUUCCGGGGAAACUCGGGACGCUACCUGUAUUUCAACAGCAGUUCGUGCAGCCCAUUAAUAUGGGAGGCUAUGCAAAUGCUACAAAUGUUCAGGUACAAGCGGGAUACAAAUGUGCAGUUGCGCUAAGGGAUUUGAUCUCCCCUUAUUUACUAAGACGAGUUAAAGCUGACGUUGCCAAGGAUCUUCCAGAGAAAAAGGAAAUGGUAUUGUUUUGCAAACUCACUCAAUUUCAAAGAGGAAAGUAUUUAGAAUUUUUGCACUCAAAGGAACUGGAACAGAUCAAAGGGGGAAAGCGUCAAGUAUUGUAUGGCAUUGAUAUUCUUAGGAAAAUUUGUAAUCACCCCGACUUACUGGAUAGAGAAGCAAAACAGCAUGAAAAAUCGUAUGGAGAUCCAAAACGCUCAGGAAAAAUGCAAGUUGUUAAACAAUUACUUCUUCUGUGGCGCAAAGAGCACCACAAAACGCUUUUAUUUACACAAUCAAGACAAAUGCUUGAUAUUUUGGAACAAUUUAUAUCGUUCAAGGAUGAGGAUCUGAAUGGAAUAAAGUAUCUCAGAAUGGAUGGUACUACCGGCAUAUCGAUUAGACAAUCAUUAGUAGAUGAAUUCAACAAUGGAGAUUAUGAUGUUUUUUUGCUGACAACAAGAGUUGGUGGAUUAGGUGUGAAUUUAACUGGUGCCAAUAGGAUUAUUAUAUUCGAUCCUGAUUGGAACCCAUCAACAGAUAUGCAAGCUCGUGAAAGAGCGUGGAGAAUCGGCCAAAAAAGGGAAGUGUCCAUUUACAGGUUAAUGGUUACUGGUUCAAUUGAAGAAAAAAUCUACCAUCGUCAAAUAUUCAAGCAGUUCCUGACAAACAAGAUAUUGAGUGAUCCUAAACAGAAGAGAUUUUUCAAAAUGAAUGAACUGCACGAUCUUUUUACCUUGGGCGGAGAUGGUGGACACACCACGGAAGAACUCGAUGAGGAGGUUCAAAAGCAUACGGAUUCUCUUUUAAACUCACGUACCCAGGAGAGUGACGACUUCGGUCAAGUUUUAAACAUGGCUGGCGUUUUCAAACUAGAGAGCUUCUAUUCCGGGAAAGAGAAAAAGGAGAAAGGCAAAAAUGAAGAUGACAGGCUCAUUGAAGGUCUUUUGGGAGAGAAAAACUUAGAAAGUGUAGUGGCCCACGACAGUAUGGUGAGGUCACAUUCAAAAGCCUCGCCAGCAACAAUCGAGAAGGAGGCUGAGAGAGUAGCUCAAGAAGCCUUGACAGCUUUAAAAAAAUCACGAAAAACUACUCGGAAAUUUGAUAUAGGCACACCCACAUGGACAGGAAAAUUUGGACAGGCUGGGAAGGUGAGAAAGAAGAUAAAAAAAGAUUUAAACGGAAAUUCGGUAGGAUCCUCCGCGAUUUUAGCUAAUAUUCGAGCUGUAAAGCAUGAAGCGCAAAGUGUUCAAAAUCAAGAUUUUGGUACCACAAAUGCUGCCAAGAACCGGUCUCUUUUGCAGCAAAUAGUGAAAUAUCUGAGCAAGCAAGAAAACUAUUUCGCAUCAUCAGUGGACAUUGUCAAGAGUGUAGGUGCUCAUUUAAACGAUAAAUCUGAUAUAAUUAAGAUCCGUGCCCUCCUUAGAACUAUUGCAGCAUUUGAUAAAGAUAAAAGAGGAUGGAUUUUGCAAGAUGAGUUUAAAGAUCUAGAUAUUGAAUGA
Zygotorulaspora mrakii is the source of this 3210-nucleotide messenger RNA. RefSeq names its product DNA-dependent ATPase RAD26 (gene RAD26). The transcript has a single exon. Gene Ontology annotation, cellular component: nucleus. Gene Ontology annotation, molecular function: ATP-dependent chromatin remodeler activity; ATP binding. The coding region runs from base 1 to 3210 and encodes 1069 amino acids. The record is from RefSeq and is a predicted model, not a curated record. Lineage: Eukaryota; Fungi; Ascomycota; Saccharomycetes; Saccharomycetales; Saccharomycetaceae. Gene Ontology annotation, biological process: transcription-coupled nucleotide-excision repair.